Penicillium psychrosexuale is the source of this 549-nucleotide messenger RNA. RefSeq lists its product as uncharacterized. The coding region runs from base 1 to 549 and encodes 182 amino acids. The transcript is spliced from 3 exons. NCBI's taxonomy places the organism in Eukaryota, Fungi, Ascomycota, Eurotiomycetes, Eurotiales, Aspergillaceae. Gene Ontology annotation, cellular component: nucleus; cytoplasm; TRAPP complex. The record is from RefSeq and is a predicted model, not a curated record. Gene Ontology annotation, biological process: endoplasmic reticulum to Golgi vesicle-mediated transport.
AUGUCAAGGGCUAUCGCAGAAAUGGCGGGUCCCAAAAUUGCCUGCAUUGGCGUGAUUGGGAAGGCAGAUAACCCUCUUCACAUUUCCCUGUUUCCCCCGUAUUCGGAUUCUACGAUCGAAUUCUCCUUCUUACUGAACUCCUGCCUCGACAUCUUCGACAUCCGCUGCAAACAAACAUCCAUUGAUCAGGAUCUAGGUCUACUACAUGCAAUUGACGAACGACUUGCGGCCUAUGGAUGGUUGACGACCACGGGAGUAAAACUAUUGAUCAUUGUGGAUUUUUUCGGUCAGGAAGAGGCCAGCGCUGGAAAACAAGCAGGCGCUGCGAUUAAUGGCUUGAGAGAUUCUGAUGUCAAGCCGGCAUUCCGCGCAUUACAGAGCGCAUAUAUCCAGCUUUUGCAGAAUCCAUUCUAUUCCCCCGACGAUCACGUCCCGAUUGCCGGGAAUACAGCUUCUUCUUUGUCAGCUUGCCAGCCAAUCUCUAACAAAAAGUUCGUCGCGGAUGUUAAACGUAUUGGGGAGUCGUGGGCUCCAGGUACUUCUCUGUAG